Didymella exigua CBS 183.55 is the source of this 624-nucleotide messenger RNA. RefSeq names its product EF-hand superfamily Ca2+-modulated protein. Bases 1 to 624 code for a protein of 207 amino acids. The transcript is spliced from 3 exons. Lineage: Eukaryota; Fungi; Ascomycota; Dothideomycetes; Pleosporales; Didymellaceae. The record is from RefSeq and is a predicted model, not a curated record.
AUGCCAGCAAAGCGUCGUGCAGCGCCUGCAAAGGCUCGUCCGGCGCCAAAACGCGCCUCCAAGCUUGCCAAAGAGAAUGGCCUGAAUGCAGAUCAAGAGGCUGAGAUCCGUGAAGCAUUUGGCCUGUUCGCUGUGCACCACCCAGAGCACGAGGAAUCAAAGGAAGGCGUGUUGCGCAAAGACGACGUGCGCCGGUGCUUGAUCUCUCUGAAUCUGGCACCAGAAAAGUCCGAAGUGCCCUCGAUCCUUGCAACCAUCGAUCCGCUCCACACUGGCUUUGUCGAGUUUGUGCCGUUUCUUUCCUACGCCGCCAUUGCCAUGCACUCGAAGGAGGCCGGGUCAGAUGACGACAUGGAAGACGACGACGAUUACCGAGCCACGAGCAAUGCAGAAGAAGUCAGCGCAGGGUACCAGCUCUUCACUCACGGAGGGCCCGGACCGAUCACACUAGGCCAUCUUAGACGGAUAGCGAAAGAACUCAGAGAAGAUGUGCCGGACGAAGUCUUGAGGGAUAUGAUCCUCGAAGCGAACGGCGGCGUGCGAGGCAGGGGCAAGGACGUCGGUGGAGUCACUCUGGAAGAGUUUGAGAGUGUGAUGACGCGGGCAGGGCUGUCAUUCGGAUGA